Molecule: messenger RNA, 971 nt
Organism: Hevea brasiliensis (rubber tree)
Lineage: Eukaryota; Viridiplantae; Streptophyta; Magnoliopsida; Malpighiales; Euphorbiaceae
Product: dehydration-responsive element-binding protein 2D-like
Exons: 1
Coding region: 128-847 (239 amino acids)
Biological process (GO): response to stress; positive regulation of DNA-templated transcription
Cellular component (GO): nucleus
Molecular function (GO): transcription cis-regulatory region binding; DNA-binding transcription factor activity
Source: RefSeq, a predicted model, not a curated record
GCAAUUAUCCCUCCUUGCUGCUGUCUAAAUACCCGCCCUCCCCUUUCUAUAAUGCGCUCAUCACCUUCGUUAACGUUACUUUCUACUUGGAUUUCCUUAUUAUUUCUCUCUCUCUCUCUCUUUUAAUAUGUCAAAAUCAAUCAUGACUCCUUUUAGAGAGAAAAAACACUUCAGGAAGCCUGCACAAGCUAGUUCAAGGAAAGGGUGCAUGAGAGGCAAAGGAGGCCCAGAGAAUGCACUCUGCACUUAUAAGGGUGUCCGCCAGAGAACUUGGGGCAAAUGGGUAGCUGAAAUUCGAGAACCUAAUCGCGGUGCCCGUCUCUGGCUUGGUACCUUCGACACCUCUCAUGAUGCUGCCAUGGCUUACGAUGCUGCUGCUCGUAAACUAUAUGGCCUUGAAGCCAAGCUCAACCUGCCGGAGUUGCAUCUCAACAAUAACCAAUUUCCAGCCCGUUCAGGCAAUACCCAGGUUGCCCAAAUCCAAAUGGGAAACCAAUCCCAUGUCCUGGAUAAUUCAAGUGCCACAUGUUUAUCAAGCACCCCAAUCAUAAGGUCUAGUGAAAUCAAUCCAGAGUACUAUAGCCAUGACUCGGUUAUGCCUUUCGCUAGCGAGAACGUGGAGCCCGAUGGCAAGGUAGCAGAAAAUGAAGGAAAUUUUGGGCAAAAUCAAGAGGGAAUCGACGAGUUAACAAAUCUAAACGUGAACCUGCCUUUGUUUGAUGCUUCAAUUUGGACAGAGGCAGCAAUGUCAAUAGAUUUCCCAGCGUUGGAUGACCCCCUAAUUUUCGGCGGAAACCUGAUGGAAGGAACAGGGUGGGACCCGUUGCAGUCUGCGUGGUGCAAGUAAAAAUGGCCAACUCUGUCCAUCUCCUGACAUGGCUGGCCACGCAUAGCCACCUCAAGUUUUCUGGGCUUUAUCGUGGCUCUUGUAUAUUACAGGCACCUAUACAUAUAUCAGUCACGUGCUUCUA